AUGGAACGUUCCACAAUAGUUUGCGCUAUAAAUCUAUUUGAAGAAGUGCUGGAAUCAUCUUCGUCAUCGGUUGAUGAAGAGGAUGAAAUUUAUGCUUUAUUGGGGCAACGAAAUUAUAUACCGCGUGUUAAAUGCUUUGUGGAUAAUGUUAUAAAUUUAUACUCAGAUUGUAGUUUAAAAAAAAACCUUCGUAUUAGCCGUGAAAGUUCCAUGUAUUUUAUUGAGAGAUACUCCUCAUUUUUUUCUAAAAGAUCGUACCAAGGCGAAAGGUGCCAGUUACCUAUUGAGACACAGAUUCUGUCAUUUUUGUGGUUUUGUGGUAACAAAUCUACCUUUCGAGGAGUGGGCAAUCUCUUUGGCAUGUCACUAUCAACUAUCCACAAUUCCUUUAACAAUGUAUUGGAUUUUAUAAUAACAGAUUUAGCACCCGAAGUUAUAAAGUUUUCCCAAACAAUAGAAGAAAAGGAAAUUGUGUCGAAAGAAUUCGAAAAGAUUGCAGGUUUUCCAAAUAUAUUGGAGUGUAUAGACGGAAGUUAUAUUUCUAUUAGAACUCCAAAAUAUAAAAUUCGUUCGACAUAUGCCAAUAGGCACGAUGGAGUAUCAAUAACAUUUCAGGGUAUUUGUGAUGCAAAGCUACGAUUCCUGGAUGUAUUUACUGGUAUUCCUAGCAAAAUCCACGAUUCGCGAAUACUAAAGCUAUCAUUUAUAGGAAAGGAUUUACAGAGUCUGUGCUCCCCUAAAUACCAUUUGCUGGGAGAUUCGGCUUAUCCCAUAAGAGAAUUUUUAAUGACUCCCUUUCGAGAUUAUGGGAAUUUAAGUGAAUCCGAAAAAAAGUACAAUUUGAAGUUUUGUCGAACACGCGUAAAAAUAGAAAACGCAUUUGGUGUUUUAAAGGGUCGUUUCGCCAGUUAA
This is a messenger RNA of Lucilia sericata (common green bottle fly), 912 nucleotides long. RefSeq names its product putative nuclease HARBI1. Bases 1 to 912 code for a protein of 303 amino acids. The transcript is spliced from 4 exons. NCBI's taxonomy places the organism in Eukaryota, Metazoa, Arthropoda, Insecta, Diptera, Calliphoridae. The record is from RefSeq and is a predicted model, not a curated record.